Molecule: messenger RNA, 990 nt
Organism: Sorex araneus (European shrew)
Lineage: Eukaryota; Metazoa; Chordata; Mammalia; Eulipotyphla; Soricidae
Product: trace amine-associated receptor 2
Exons: 1
Coding region: 70-990 (306 amino acids)
Biological process (GO): G protein-coupled receptor signaling pathway
Cellular component (GO): membrane
Molecular function (GO): trace-amine receptor activity
Source: RefSeq, a predicted model, not a curated record
UUUGAUUGCUCAGAAUACGGAAAUGGGUCUUGCCCUGAAAAUGAAAGGCCACUGGGUGUCCGAGCGGCAAUGUAUUCAUUUAUGUCAGGAGCUAUAUUCAUCACGGUUUUUGGCAAUCUUGCAAUGAUAAUUUCCAUUGCUUACUUCAAACAACUUCACACACCAACCAACUUCCUCAUCCUCUCCAUGGCAGUCACUGAUUUUCUCCUGGGAUUCACCAUUAUGCCUUACAGCAUGAUCAGAUCAGUGGAGAAUUGCUGGUAUUUUGGGCUCACAUUUUGCAAGAUUCAUUAUAGUUUUGAUCUAAUGCUUAGCAUAACAUCCAUCUUCCAUCUUUGCUCUGUGGCCAUUGAUAGAUUUUAUGCUAUCUGCUACCCUUUACGCUAUUCCACAAAAAUGACGAUUCCAGUCAUUAAAAAAUUGCUCCUUCUCUGUUGGUCCGUCCCUGGAACAUUUGCAUUUGGGGUGGUCUUCUCAGAGGCUUACGCUGCGGGAAUAGAAGGCUAUAGCCUAUUGGUUGCUUGUUCCAGCUCCUGCCCAGUGAUGUUCAACAAACUCUGGGGAACCACCUUAUUUAUGGCGGGUUUCUUCACUCCUGGGUCGGUGAUGGUGGGGAUUUAUGGCAAAAUAUUCUCAGUAUCCAGAAAGCAUGCCCGUGCAAUUAAUACUCUGCCAGAAAAUCAAAACAGUCAAAUAAGAAAAGACAAAAAGGCGGCCAAAACAUUAGGAAUAGUGAUGGGUGUUUUCUUAUUAUGUUGGUUUCCCUGUUUCUUCACCAUAUUGUUGGAUCCCUUUUUGAACUUCUCUACUCCUGUAGUUUUGUUUGAUGCUUUGACAUGGUUUGGCUAUUUUAAUUCCACCUGUAAUCCUUUAAUCUAUGGUUUCUUUUAUCCCUGGUUUCGAAGAGCCCUUAAGUACAUUCUGCUAGGCAAAAUUUUCAGCUCACAUUUCCAUAAUACUAACUUGUUUACUCAAAAAGAAACUGAAUAG